This is a messenger RNA of Brassica oleracea var. oleracea, 2075 nucleotides long. RefSeq names its product centrosomal protein of 135 kDa. The record is from RefSeq and is a predicted model, not a curated record. The transcript has 4 exons. Bases 7 to 1932 code for a protein of 641 amino acids. Lineage: Eukaryota; Viridiplantae; Streptophyta; Magnoliopsida; Brassicales; Brassicaceae.
AAAAAAAUGAAAGAUAUAAUGAAGGAAGUGGAAGGGAAAGUGAAAUUUUCAAUGGCUGAUUCGACGAUGAUGUUACUUGUACAACAAGCAAUGGACAAAGCACACGAAAAGAUCAAAACAAAACACGGUCUCCUCCUCCGUCUCAACGCUAUAUCCCUCUUCUACGAGCUCGCGGUCUUACAGCUCCAGAGCUGUCUCAAUUUCGUGCAACAAGAGACCGAUAACCUCGAGAGCAACCACGAGGAAGUGGUUCGCGAUCUGAGGAAAAUCAAAGACAGGCUUCACCACCGUCUCCUCGAGACCGAGCUAGCUAUUCUAGAGAAAGACAGAGAGCUUUUGGAGAGGUCAGAGAACGAAGCGAGCUUGAGAAACGUUUUGGAGAGUAAAGAGACAGAGCUUGUUCACUUGCAAGAUCUCGAGAGGAAGAGAAGUAGUUGUAAUGAGAUAAUAGGUGAGGAGUUUUCUGAGCUGAAGAGCUCUGUUGAUCAUCAGGUGAUGAAUCUUAGACAAAAGAUUGAGACGGAGUACGAUGGUUUGGGGAAAGAGGCUGAUGAUCCUUCAGGUGUUGAUAUAGAUGUUUUGAAAGGGACAAUGGAUCUUGCUUUUAACAAGAUGCAUCACGCGAUAUUCUUGUCUGAACUGGGACCCAUUGAACAGAGUUGGAGAUGGUCUGUAGAGAGGGAGACAAUGGGGUUACUGAUAAAAGGUUUCAUGAAUGGUUUAGAGGAGGAGAAGAAGAGGGUUAUGAUGGUUGUUAAAGAUUAUGAAUUAGGUUUUAAAGAUAAGGUUUGUUUGAUUCGUAGAGAGGUGGAAUGUUUAGAGUCUCAGAUUAUUAUUCAUAGAUCAUCAUCAGCAUCUCCUAGAGCAAUAACAACAACAUCAUCUUCAGUAGAUUGUGAAGUUGUUAAUGACGAUAAAGAAGAAGAAGAGGGAGAGGGAGAAGAAGAUUCAAGUAACUAUCCUGUUUCUAAGUUGAUAAAGAGUCAUGAAUCAAUCAUUAGGAGGAAGAGCGAAGAGCUUGUUUCUCCUAAGAUUGAGUCUAUUAAACGCCAGAGGAGUUGCAACAGCUCUAGUUUGAAGAGAACUGUUGAUGAUAUUGUUGCUGGUCUUGAUAGCUUGGUGUGUCUCAACACUAAGAUGUUUGAAUAUUUUUGUUAUGAUGAGGAUGAUGAUAGAUGUGAUGAAAAAGAAGUUGUAAUGGAUGAUGGUUUGGAUGAUGUUUGGAAGAAGGUGCAGAAACAUAGAUCGGUGGCUUGUGAAAAUGAGGUAGAGGAGAAAGAAGAUGUAGAGAUGAAGUUAAUGAUCUUGGAAGAUACUUACUUGACUCUACUCAGAGGUUUGUUAACAGAUAAUAAAAAGUUGCUUGUGGAACAAGGAAAGAGGGCAUGCUUGGAUACAUCUCUAGUCUUUGAUGAUUUUGAGAUUCUUCGCGAAGAUGAGGAGUUCAGACAAGAAGUGGAUUGGAUUAUUGUAAGAGAGUUGCUAAGAGAAGUGUCAGAGACUGUAGAGAAUCAAGAAAGGAUACAAGCAAACAAUAAAAGGUUGCUUGAGGAACAAGGAAAGAGAGCAUGCAUGGAUAUAUCUUUAGUCUUUGAUGAUUUUGAUUUCAAGAUUCAAGAAAGGUUGAAGAUGGCAACUUUAGGGUUACAAAACUUGGAGAAAAAUAUUGAUUCAACGAUGGAUUAUAUGGCAGAGUUAAGACGAAAAGAAUCUGUUUAUAAAACAGCUUUUGUUCUUAGAUGUGAGAAUCUCAUAAAGGCAGAAACUGAGGUUGAUCUUCUGGGAGAUCAAGUAGAUUCUCUUGUGAAGCUUCUGCAGAAAACACUUUGGACAUUUCAUCAACAUCCAUUGCUUCUCUGCAAUCACUCAGAUAUAUCAGAAAUCUGUAAGAUGAUCAAGGAAGUAUUAUACGAGGAUUACAAAGCAAACUAACUUGUAGAAUCAGUUUCUUGCGUUACAUUCUUAUUACUAAAUGUCUGCAUGGGGACAUCCGUACGAGCUAUUCGUCCCCAUGUCAUUCGUCCACAAGACAUCCGUUGACAAAACACCCAUGACCCGUCUACAAAACAUUCGUU